Molecule: messenger RNA, 837 nt
Organism: Oryza brachyantha (malo sina)
Lineage: Eukaryota; Viridiplantae; Streptophyta; Magnoliopsida; Poales; Poaceae
Product: zinc finger CCCH domain-containing protein 10-like
Exons: 1
Coding region: 1-837 (278 amino acids)
Molecular function (GO): metal ion binding
Source: RefSeq, a predicted model, not a curated record
AUGGCGAUGCCUGAUGUGUUUGCACAGGCUAGCAUCGCGAGGGUGGUUCAGAGGCAUGAUCAUCAGGUGUUCGUCGCCGACAGCGCCGGCGCCGGCGCCGGCGGGUGGGGCGCGUGGGCGCACCGCGGCCACCGCCUGUGGGCGUCCAUGUCGGAGGAGUUCUGGAUGCACGUGUACAAGGUGCAGCGGUGCCCGCGGUCGUCGAGCCACGACUGGACGGCGUGCCCCUACGCCCACAAGGGGGAGCGCGCGCGCCGCCGCGACCCGCGCCGGUUCGCCUACGCCGCCGUGUCGUGCCCGGACUUCCGCGCGCCGCAGCCGGGCGCCGUGCCGAGCUGCGUCCACGGCCUCCGCUGCCGCUUCUCCCACGGCGUCUUCGAGCUCUGGCUGCACCCGGCGCGCUUCCGCACCCGCAUGUGCUCCGCCGGCGCGCGGUGCCCGCGCCGCAUCUGCUUCUUCGCGCACGGCGCCGCCGAGCUCCGCGACGACCCCAACUCCAUAGCGUCCGCCAUCCUGACGCCGCUGCUGCCGCUUCCGCCGCCGCGGCCGCCGCUGACGACGACGACGACUCUUCCUCCCAUUCUCAAACGAGCUGACCAUCCCACUGUUUCUGCUGCCCAUGACCAUCACCUUGAUGUACUCGAAGAGGCCAUGAGAACUAGGCUUCACUUGUAUUCUUCCAAUGCUGCCGCCGCCGCCGCCACCACGCCGGCGGCGAACGGCGAGGGUUCAUCUGUCGGGAGGAGGUGCAGCUGCAGCCGCUGCGUGGAGGAGGAAGAGUCGCUGCUGACUGGCUACCCGCAUUAUGAUCUCAUCAUGGACUUGGUGAACAACUAG